This is a messenger RNA of Drepanopeziza brunnea f. sp. 'multigermtubi' MB_m1, 759 nucleotides long. RefSeq lists its product as uncharacterized. The record is from RefSeq and is a predicted model, not a curated record. Lineage: Eukaryota; Fungi; Ascomycota; Leotiomycetes; Helotiales; Drepanopezizaceae.
AUGGACAACCCUCUGCCAUCGCCGGCGCCGGAAACGAAGUCGACGGACGACUACUCGGACAUCGCAUCGGACGCGUCCGAGGGCGCAGAGAAGGGACGGAAGUACCAGCGGGGCGGGCGCAAGACGUCGAGUACCGAUACCACGGCCGAGGAGCUGGAACUGCUGCAGGGCUGCUCGCCGGAGAACGACGACGAUGAGGAUGAAGAAGAAGAAGGAGAAGAAGAUGGAGACGGAGACGGAGACGGAGACGGAGACGCAGGGCAGGACCCCGAGCCGGCGGUCCCUUGCCCGUACUGCGCGGGAAAGGGCGCGCCCGCGGUGCUGAAAGAGCGGAGAGCGGCGGUCCAGAAGGCGCCGGCCGAGGAGCCGUUCGACACGGGCAUCCGCGCCUUCAACAUCCGGAAGGCGACGGGCGGCGGGAGGAGGCCGGUGAGCAUACGAAGGCCGUCGUCGAGGAAGAAGUCGCAGGCGCAAGCGCAGGCGACGAAGGGGCGAGAGAAGAAGAGGGAGGUGCAGCGCAACGCGAAGGAGGAGGAGGGGGAGGAGGAGGAGGAGGGUGGUGGUGAGGAGGGUGAUGGUAACGAGGCGGAAACGGAAGAUGACGGCUCGAAAACCAGGAAGGGGGGAAAGAAGGCGCGCGAGGCCCCCGGGGCGGGCGGCGCGGGCAAACCGAUGUCGAUACGGUUGGAUCUCAACUUGAUGGUGGAGGUUUUCUUGAAGGCGAAGAUACAAGGCGAUGUGACGGUCACGUUUUUGUAG